UCUACUCCGAAAACCCUCAACGAUAUCGAUGAUGAACGAAAAAAAUCAGACUUCAGGAGGUUGAAGAAGUUACUGCGUUACGAAGAAAUAAGUGACGUGCUGUGGACUGUGUCCGAAGUUAUAGUAAUUUCCCUCCUGAGAAGAAACCUUUUGGUGUGGAAUGUGGCCUCAUGGUUUUUAAGCCAUUUUUUUGAUUGCGGUAGCUAUGCACGAGAGGUUGCCACUGAUUGGUAAGUUUGACGCGGAUGUUCAUGUUGUACUUGUAGUAUUCCUACUACGAGGAUUUUGUAUGUGUAUGUCUAUGUCUAGAUGGUAGACGGUGUUCUUCAGCAACUGAAAUUAUGAAAGACAAGAUGUGGCCCUUCAGCCGCAAGAAGGAGAACAAGGAUGGGGAGAAUAAGCCCUGGCGGGCGAGGUUCAACGAGAGUGGGAUGGAUAUGUACUACAACAAGCUGGGUGGACACGUGGGCAGGCGGAAGAAAUGCGAAAUACACUUGCAGACAUGCUACCCCCGGCACCUCCGUCAGCGAGCGAACUUCAGUUAUGACAGUCAGCGAUGUCAAUGUAUCCACAUCAAGCAAAUGACGCCACUAUGGUUCUGUGUCGAUUAUAGUAGUGCUUCACAUACUGCACACGAGGCAAUGACCGGGGACAAAACCAAACAAGAUUCGAGUUUUCAUGUUUUAGAGUUCGAGGAAGACUUCUUCUGAGGACAUUUUCCUGACUUGUCUAAUAUAGAAGCAGACGGAGCUGCAGCCUGGAGGUGGAUCUUCAAAGAGUGAAGUGAAGGUGGAACAUCGGCAGACGGGCAAGGGAUAUCAGCAAUUUAUGAUUUGGUUCUCGUUUUGAUCGGAGGUGAUCAACUUUAAUUUACCUCAAGAAAGGUGCAGGUACUUUAUGAAGUAUUGGUCAAUCUGCCGUUUUGAGAAUUAGGUGCUUAGUGCCCAAAAUCAUGCUGGUAAAAAUAACGAAGAUUAAGAUCACAUCGUUCAUUUCAUGAGAAAAUAAUCAGUUUUUGUCGUUGUGAUGUGUACAACGCAGAAGUCGAGGAAUAGAGAUUUGGCGUCUUUAUCUGGUCAUCAGCAUCAUGAUUAUCAUCAACUUGAUCAUUCUCGUCAACUGUUUCGUGCUCACUCCCAUCAUCUUCAUCUAUGAUGAUCAUCAUGCUUAAGCUUAGGGUUUUGCAGAAUUUCACACUGCAUGUUGCCUACUUCGUUUGUAAUCUACUGAGUGUGAGAGUGGACCGCCAGGAUUUGGUUUGAACUGCUGGGCGAUAAAAAGCCAUUUUUUCGAGAAUUAGAGACUUUUGCUCGAGAUCUGAAAAUGUGAUCCUCAUCCUCAUUACUCCUUUGAAAGAGAUAGAAUCGCUCACAGCUUUUUGAAUCCUCAACAAAACGUGCCUUGAAAUUGAACGAUAGAGUUCGUAGUUCUUAUGCGGAUCAAGAGGGAAUGGGAAUCUGAAGAUGACCUUCAUCAAUGGAUACCAAGAGCAAGACUAAGCAGGUCUUGUGAUAUGGGAAAAAGCUGAUCACAGUUACAUUAAUAGUUACUAUGCUGUCGAAUACUAAAUACAGCAACUUGAACUUAUCAACCCUAAGCAUGAGUGUGGCCUUUUUCUACUGUACUUCUCACUAAGUUUGGAAAACGAGGAUUAGAUUUAUUUUCUACAAGGAAAGAGUAAGAGGCCUCAGAGGUAGCCUCGGUGGUAAUCUAAGUAGACCAGUAUUAUCGUGCAUUGGCCUCUGCUACGCGCUAGCCCUCGCUCUGCAUGAGUACUACAGGCACUUAAAUGAGCUGGAAAUGAACGAGCAGAAGUCUUACCCGUCACCUUUUUUUCUUAGCUUGGAGGCAUAAUCGUUUAUCAUUGAUGCUGUUGAGGCUUUCUUUUGCUUCAUCACUUUAGUAGUAGCAGAUGUAGUGCUGGUUGAGAUGCUGAUGCAUUACAUCGCAAGAAAAAUAACAUAAACUGUCGUUGUCACCAUUCACUAUGUGAGGGCUACUUCAACCUAUCGAAAGUGGUCCACCAGAAUUUAAAUUGAAUUGCGAGGCGAUAAAAAACCAUUUUUCGAGAACUGGCGAAUAAUCUGGGCUCGAAUCAGCCCAUCAUCCACCCGCAUCUUUUUGCUCAUCAUCAUUUUGAAAGAAAAAUGCCGCUUCCAUUUUUUUGCCUCCUGC
Molecule: messenger RNA, 2175 nt
Organism: Amoebophrya sp. A25
Lineage: Eukaryota; Dinophyceae; Syndiniales; Amoebophryaceae
Source: the annotation of a GenBank genome assembly